Messenger RNA from Bombyx mori (domestic silkworm), 5347 nucleotides. RefSeq names its product THO complex subunit 2 (gene tho2). Lineage: Eukaryota; Metazoa; Arthropoda; Insecta; Lepidoptera; Bombycidae. Gene Ontology annotation, cellular component: THO complex part of transcription export complex. Bases 74 to 4045 code for a protein of 1323 amino acids. The transcript has 25 exons. Gene Ontology annotation, molecular function: mRNA binding. Gene Ontology annotation, biological process: mRNA processing; mRNA export from nucleus. The record is from RefSeq and is a predicted model, not a curated record.
AUAAUGGCGGUCGCGUGUCUAGUACCGCUGGAAUAAUUUACUUAAAACUAUUAGAUCGCCGUUUAUUGUUACGAUGGGAUCCUACGCAAAAUUCGUAUCUGAUUACUGUAAAAACUGGGACAAAUCUGGUCGAGAAUUGUUCUUGAAACAUUUGACGCAAUUCACAAAAGAUGAACAUAGGACUCCACUAUUUUCAAAGUCUGGGAAAAUGUCUGGAUUUUCUCAAAGUGUCUAUGAUUUUCUUCUUUGUGGCCUGAAAGGAAACCUUAAAAAAGAUACCGUUUUAUCCUUCUUAAGAGAAAUAACUAAUUUGCAUGCAGAUGUGCCAUCAAUAAUAUUGGAUAUCAUAUCAAUUUUGGAUGCUGAAACCAGCCUAGAUGUACAAAGCGAUGAGCGGGCUUAUUUCUGCUACAUUGUGAGAGAGCUGGAGCCAUUUAUUUCUGAUAAGUUACUAAAAGAAAGAUUAGAGAUAGAUACAUUACAAGAUGCUGGUACUCUUAAGAACAAAAACUUCUACACCAAAUUCAUAAAGAUCAAGACUAAAUUAUACUACAAACAACGUAAAUUUAACUUAUUUCGAGAAGAAAGUGAAGGAUACUCAAAGUUAAUAGUUGAAUUAAACCAAGAAAUAAAUGAAGAUACAGAAUGGAAAAAUUUGCUUGAAAUAAUUCAAUCUCUUAUUGGUUGUUUUAAUUUGGAUCCAAACAGGGUACUUGACAUAAUUCUAGAAUCGUUUGAAGCCCGACCACAAUUAGAUGCUCUUUUUAUACCGCUUAUUAAGAGUUACAUGGCAGAUCCUCAUGUAAUUUCUGAGGUUUUAGGUUUCAAACUGAGUAAUAUGGAAAUUCUUGAUAACUAUACAGAACCUCCACCGUUGAUGACUGUAAUUGCAUUGCUUUUACAACAUCAGGUUAUAUCAUUAGAUGACAUCUAUCCAUGGCUUCGCCCAGAUGAUGUGAUAAUAGCUAAACAAGCUGAUAAAGAAAUAAAAGCAGUUCAAGAAUAUAUAAGAAAAAUUAACAUUGUGUCUACCAAAGGACCACAAACAAAUGCCCCCACUGAAUUUAUAGAAGAUAAAGCUGAUCCGCAGGAAUAUUGGAGCAAUCAAAAGCUAGUGUUAUGUGAAACUUUAUUGAGAGUCAAUGCGUGGCGAGAGUUUGCCUCACUGUUUGCGCGUCUUCCCACUACUACGAUGCCGCCAAGACCAGCAAUAGCCCUUUGUGGGUUGCUGCAUGCUGUUGUAGAACCAUUGUAUCGAAAGCAAUGCCGAGUAGCUUCAAAAAUACUCGGAAAACCAGUACCUCCACUUAAAUCAAAUUUAGCACCACCUAAUUGUAAAACAUUCGAAGACAUGAAAGAAACAGUUAUACCAGCCCUUAUAUUGCUUGGUCCAGCCCUUCAUCAUGACCCUGUCUUGAUGUACAAAGUCAUUAGAAUACUUAGAACUGCUCGCGGUCAAAAAGAUGAUCCGUUACAUUUUGAGGCACUAACCGUUUUGGAUACCGCAAUAUUACCGGCUCUUACACUGAUGGAAGGGAAUUGUUGUAUGGCUGAAGAGGUGUACACAUUACUUAAGUUAUAUCCAUAUCAGUGCAGAUACUGUCUCUAUGCGCGUUGGAAAAAUGAGGCUGGCGAACGAAUACCUGCUCUCAUUCGUGUCCGGGGGAACUCAUUGCAGAAAAUAAAACACAUAAUGAAACGAGUAUCCAAAGAGAAUAUCAAGCCCCAAGGUCGUCUCAUCGGGAAACUGUCGCACGCCGCCCCGGCCUUUCUGUUUGAUUACGUGCUCUUGCAGAUACAAACAUACGACAAUCUGAUAGGACCAGUAGUAGAAUCCAUGAAAUAUUUGACGUCUCUAUCUUUAGAUGUUCUGGGAUACUGUUUAGUUGAGGCUUUAGGCUCUCGACGUUCGACGCCACCUGCGUGGCUACAAGCACUAGCCUCGUUCGCCGGGGCAGCCUUCAAGAAACACAAUAUUGAGUUAACUGCUCUUUUGCAGUUUGUUGCUAAUCGACUCAAAGCUCAACAGAGUCAAGACCUGAUAGUAUUAAAAGAAAUAGUACAAAAAAUGGCCGGUAUAGAAGCUGCUGAGGAAAUGACACCCGAGCAGUUAGAGGCUAUGGCAGGAGGUGAACUACUUAAAGGAGAGGCUGGUUACUUUUCACAAGUGCGUAACACGAGACGCUCUUCUGCGCGACUGAAAGAUGCCAUAGUCGGAAACAACUUAGACAUAUCUCUUUGUAUAUUGGCGGCGCAACAGAGACAUUGUUGUGUUUGGAAAGAAUACGAAGAUGACAUUCAAAUAAGUGGCGAACCUCCAGGGUCCCAGCUAAAGGUGGUGGGUAGAUUGGCAGACCAAUGUCAGGAUGCUCUGGUUCAGCUUGGUACAUUCUUAGCAUCGUCACAUGCUCCCGAUGAAUAUGCGGCGAGGCUGCCAUCGUUACAGGAACUGCUGCGUGAUUACCAUGUAGAUGCAGAUGUCGCAUUCUUUUUGCAUCGUCCAGUUAUAAACCAAAAGAUAUCCGCCAAGUUGGAAUCUUUACGUAAAGCAUCGGACAGCAAAUCGGAUUCAAUAGAGAAGAUUAUAGAAAGAUACAAUGUGGCAUCAAAGGAAGCCUUGGAGCCUAUUGUAUCGUCGAUACAACCGAUGCUGCCUGCGAGGGUUUUAGAAGACAUUUCGCCUGAGUUUUACGUUACAUUCUGGUCAUUAUCCAUGUACGAUCUUCGAGUGCCGGUCGAAAGUUACGAGAGGGAAAUAGAACGCUUAAAAACAGCAGCAGCUAACGUCAGCAAGGAUUCGUCUCAAGGAACCAAAGUUAAGAAAGAACAGGAACGUUUCAAUACGCUCAUCGAAAAACUACAGGAGGAGCGGCGCCGACAGGCCGCGCACGUGGCGGCGGUGCGGGCGCGGCUGGCGCGCGAGUGCGAGGACUGGUUCCCGGCGCGGGCGGUCCGCUCCGCCAAGAACGAGACCGUGACGCGGCUCAUGCAGCUGUGCAUAUUCCCGCGCUGCGUGUUCACGGCGGCCGAUGCCCUCUACUGCGCCGAGUUCGUGCAUACCGUGCACUCUCUGAAGACUCCCAAUUUCUCCACUCUUCUGUGUUAUGAUAGAUUGUUUUGCGACAUCACGUAUUCGGUGAUGUCUUGCACGGAGGCGGAGGCGGCGCGGUACGGCACGUUCCUCUGCAAGGUGCUGACGACCGCCAUGCGCUGGCACGCCGACAAGGACGCCUUCCACCGAGAGUGCGCGCACUACCCCGGCUUCGUCACCAAGUACCGCGUCUCCAAGCAGUUCACUGAAGCUAAUGAUCAUGUCGGAUAUGAAAACUACAGGCACGUGUGCCACAAAUGGCAUUAUAAAAUAACCAAAGCAAUGGUUGUUUGCUUGGAUUCAGGCGACUACGUGCAAAUACGUAACGCCCUCAUAGUUCUAAUAAGAGUCUUACCUCAUUUUCCUGUUCUGGCUAAGCUAAGUCAAAUUAUCGAAAAGAAAAUUGAUAAGGUUAAGGAACAAGAGAAAAUACAAAGACAAGAUCUUUAUGUGUUAGCAACGGUCUACAGUGGACAGCUACGGAACAAGUCCUCGAAUAUGAUGAAUGAAGCUGAUUUCCAUCAGAUGAGCGACAAGCACAAAGCGGCGAGCACCGCGGCCGCCAGCGCUGCGCCCGCCAAAGAAGAAGUGGUCGCAGAUCCUGAACCCGCCCCUGCACCCGCGCCCCCACCACAAGAAAGUGAAAAACGGGACUCGCGCAAUAGCGACCGCCGCCGAGACGAAGCGGACCGAGAUAAAGAUUCCAAAAGAGAAUCAAAAACCUCCACAAAGGAAAGGUCUAAAGAAGAAACCCGAAUUAAAGAUAGAUCACCCAAAGAACGUUUACAGAGGGAAAGCAAUUAUUUAGAAGCAAUCUCACCGCCACACGAACAUCGCAGCACUUCAGAUGAUGUCGAACGAGAUAUAAAGCGACGUAAAGUUGAAAACAGCAGUAACGGCAAGGUGAGUAUUGUGAUAAUAAACCGGCCUUGCAUCGUGCACGUCCCGGACUGAGGAUUGGGCUGGACCUCGACCACAAACCAGACUGAAAUUAUCUAACAACAAUCAAUAACAAUUCAAGACAAUCAAUAUUAAAGGAGAAACAAGUGAUACAUUUAAGACUUAAAGUGCACAAUAUAAUAAUAAAACAACCAAAUUAAAUAAUAGAAAUCGAUUUAAAAACUAAACAAAAUAAAUUUCUUGAAAAACGAAGAAUUUCUAAAUAGCGGAAACAAGCAAUUGUGAUGAAACUGAAUUACAUAAUACUCUGCCUACAAUUAAUAUUUUGGCGGCUUGAAGAAUUCAAAGCGAAAAAUAAAUGAAAUUAUCGUCAAGUUUGUUCGUCAUUUAUCUUCAAAUUGUUAAUAAUGGUGACAACACGCAGUCAGCUAGCUACGCAACACCGAAGCAUUGCUCUUGGAACGGUUUGAGGCAUCGAAGACAACUAAACGAGCGGCAGCGUGGCUACCUCGAUGGACCCGUGUGAUUCAAAGAAUUCAAGAGAAACUCACCAGUGUGAAUAAACUAACACACGGACAAUCGCUAAUGAACAAUUCAAAUACAAAGUGAAGCAGUAAAGUUGUGAGUCGUAAGUCCAUUAAGCCCAGUCCCUGCAUCAUGAUGAGGUAUUCAUCAGACGACAUCUGCGUAAGUCAAAAGGUUCACUGAAUUAAGUACAACUUUGCGUAGUGUUGCCAAUAAACUUACUCCAUCUUCAAAUAAACGAGGAACAAAUUGGUGAAAAUCAAAUAACGGUGAAUUCGACGAAAUCUGCUGAAGAGUUAUCGAAACAAAUCAACCACAAGCAGUAAUAGAACAUCCAAACGAUAUUAAUGAAGAAACUUGCAAUAGGCAGGCGAUUCGUAAGCCCAGUUUUAGUCAAGCAAAUCGGACAGUUAUAUCUGCAAGAUCGUGCAAACUUCAGGUUGUUUCAACAAGACCAAUGCUCCAUAUACCAAUUUCCGAAGAAACUAAUAAUACUGUAAACUUUCGUCUACUAACCAAUGUUAAACAAAAAUUCUCACUAAUCCAACUUUCAAGUAAUAUUAUUUAAACAAUAAAUUACCAACUAUUGGAGAACCAUCACCUUUAAAAAUAGAUCAAUGAAGACGUCAAGUUUGCAAGACCGAAGAAAAAUAAAACAAGAGACAACGGAACAAUGAAAAAAACAAACACAAAAUGAGCUGUAAAACAAUAAUUAUCGACACUGUGAAAAUAAAAGUGCACAUUUCAAAAUGAAGAAAACACAGUUCAAACAAAAACAUGUAUUCUGUAAUCUUUGAAAUGUCUUAUAAAGUACAUAUAAAUAAUAACGAA